AUGUUUGGCAAGUCGCCGGAACGAGCUUUAAAGCUCCUACGAGUGUUUGGUUGUCUGGCAUGGGUAAACAUACCCAAAGUUAAACGGGACAACAAGAAACUGGACCAGCGAGCCGUCGCAUCCAUUUUCUUAGGGUACAGUCUAGAGAGGAAGGGCUGGCUUUUCUACAGCCCGGACUACAAUCCGAACAUCUUCUGGAGCAAUUCAGCAAAAUUCAUGGAAUCAAAGUGCUGGUCAGACAGAACAGAGUGGCGACCGGUUGAUACAAAGGCACCCCCAAUGACGAUGACAGAAGAAAAUCUCGAAGAUCUAGGAUAUAACAAAGAAAAUAUAUUCGACGAAACAGAUGAAGAGCCACUACGAGAAUACAUGGAUAUGGAGUCAGACUCGGAAGAAAGAUUACGCGAAGGAAUAGCAGAGGUGAUGGAACAAGGACCAAUCGCCGAAACUCAAAUUGACAGCGAAUUCUAUGGACUCGUAGCGACGCAACCGGAACGGAGAAAGAACCUGGACCCAACCAUACAUGAAGCAAUGAAUGGAGAGGACAGAAAGCACUGGGAGGAGGCCAUGCGAAAGGAGCUGGAUGGAUUAGAGGCGAUGGGCACAUGGGAGAUAGUCGACCUUCCAAAGGGUGCAAACACCGUCGACACACGUUGGGUACUCAAGAUCAAAACCGAUGCAAACCUCGUGCCAACAAAGUUCAAAGCCCGGCUCGUGGCACGAGGUUUCACUCAACGCGAGGGCAUCGACUAUACAGAGGUCUUCGCACCAGUAGCACCUAUCCAAUCCAUUCGAGGGGUGAUCGCGGUCGCAGCAGUACAAGAUUGGGAAAUGGAUUCUAUUGACGUAAAGCAAGCGUACCUGAACUCCACUAUACACCAUGAUGUAUACCUCAAGCCCCCAGUAGGAAUUGAAAUACCACCCGGAAAAGUGUUGAAGGUAGUGAAAGGACUGUACGGUUUGAAACAGUCGGGCCGAGAAUGGAACAUCGAGUUAGACUCACACCUCCGGACGAUCGGAUUUCAUUGCAUGCAGAGCGCUCCAUGCCUAUACUCAAGAGGGACAGGCGACAAGAUCACGAUCAUCACAGCAUACGUGGACGACAUGCUGAUAACAUCACCCAGUCGUGAGGAAGUAGACCGCGCAAAGCGGGAGAUCAUGGACAAAUGGGAGACGCAAGACAAUGGAAGGAUCAAAGAAUUUCUGGGUAUCAAGAUUAUACGUGAUAGAAGACGGAGGAGGAUAUCCCUGAGUCUAACGGCAUACAUCAAGGAAAUGGUGAACAAAUGGUUAGGAGGAGCAAACGAGAAAUUCUGGAUACCCAUGCUGAGUGUAGCGAACACCGCCGGAGGCGAGCGAUGUGAACCUAAGCGAGCAAAGAGGUAUCAAGAAUUGGUCGGCCAACUAUUAUGGGUCUCCAACACAGCCCGACCAGAUAUUGCCUUUGCCGUCGGCGUAUUGGCGCGAUAUAUGUCGAUCCCGAUCGACAGUGCAUGGAAGGCAGCUGUCCACGUGGUAAAGUACCUGAACCAAACGAACGAAUAUCAGUUGCACCUAGGAGGAGAGACAAACGAGCACUCGGGUACACCGGUAACGACGUAUACCGACGCAAACUGGGCAUCCGACCCCACAAAUGGACGAAGAAGUACCUCGGGGUCGAUAACAUAUGUGUAUGGAUGUCCGGUGAGUUGGAAAUCACACGUUCAGAAGUGUGUGGCACUGUCGGCAGUCGAAGCAGAGUUUGUCGCCGCUUCCGAAGCGGUACGAGAAACCUUAUUCUUCUCAUAUUUGCUCCGGGAUUUGGAGGUCACGGGCGUUCGGCCCGUACUAUACACAGACAGCCAGGGGUGCAUACAGGUGAGUAAAGACCCAGCCAAACAUUGGAAGUUAAAGCACAUCGACACACGGUAUCAUUUCGUACGCGAUCACGUACAAGAGGGCGAUGUGGAGAUCAAAUAUGUCGGAACGGCAAACAACGUUGCAGAUGUCUUGACAAAACCCUUACAGGGCCUUAACACCUCACGAUUGGCUAGGAUGAUAGGACUGGAGAUCCCGCCGAAGGGGGGAGUUGAAGAUGCGUCGGCAUCUCAAGCAAGGUGCACGUGUUACGGCCGAGACAUCGAGAUACGGGAGGCUCACAUAAGUGAGGAGCACAAUGAGAACAUACGGCUGUGGCAAAGGGAGUCUGAUCGUGACCCCGAUAACGCCGUAUAUUAA
Molecule: messenger RNA, 2217 nt
Organism: Ustilago hordei
Lineage: Eukaryota; Fungi; Basidiomycota; Ustilaginomycetes; Ustilaginales; Ustilaginaceae
Exons: 2
Coding region: 1-2217 (738 amino acids)
Source: RefSeq, a predicted model, not a curated record